Panicum hallii is the source of this 2290-nucleotide messenger RNA. RefSeq names its product protein IQ-DOMAIN 1-like. Lineage: Eukaryota; Viridiplantae; Streptophyta; Magnoliopsida; Poales; Poaceae. The record is from RefSeq and is a predicted model, not a curated record. Bases 421 to 2250 code for a protein of 609 amino acids. Gene Ontology annotation, molecular function: protein binding. The transcript has 6 exons.
AGCAAGCGCCAAUCAGGUAGUUGGAAGCGACGUCCCAGACAGGCGGGAAGUGGCCGUCGUCGAGAGCAGCGGCGUGGCGGUUCCGGCAGCACGACGGCGUACGGAGGUGAGCACAUAAAGUGUCUCAAAGGAAAAAAGAAAAAGAGACGACGAGGCCUCUGAAUCUCUGUUCUACUGUUCGUUGAGGCGCAAGAGCUUCCGGGGUGCAUUUUUGGCUAAAUCCAUGUCGUGCCGACGCCAUGGUGUUUGUUAUUGCAUCUUUGAAAGUUCACCUUCGCAAAAAGAAGUGCAAUGGAUUUCCAUUCCAUCCCUAUUCUUGGUGAAUUUUUGGCCUCCUUUUUCGCCCGUUUUGGUCCAGCUUUUGAAGCAGAUCAUCCGUAACCGGUCGUCGCCGAAGCGGCGGUGUGAAGAGCACGAGGAAUGGGGAAGAAAGGGAAGUGGUUUGACGCCGUGCAGAGGAUCCUGAGCACUUCUGAACCAGAUCCCGUGGAGGCGGAUGCUAAGGUAACAUUGCAACAGCCCGAAAGAAAUCAUCGUUCGAAGGCGGCGAAGCUGAAAGACAAGCCGAGCUUCAAGAAGAUAUGGCAGUUCGGCAAAUCGCACCCGUCAGGUGCUUCCGCGUCCGCCGCGCCGGCGCCGGAUCCGGCGGCCCAUCAGCCUCAACCGGCACCGUCGCCGCGGCCCGGUCAGCAACAGGCCGAGGAGACCACCGCAGAGGCGCAGCGCGCGGAGACAAGGUGCGACGACGGCGGCGUGCGUCCGGCGGAUGGGGCUUCAAAGGCUGGCGACGACGCCGCCGACGCCGCAGCGGUCGCCCGCCCCACGGUCACCACGCCGAGGGCGUGGGCUGCGCGUUCGGAGGAGGACAUCGCCGCCACCAGGAUCCAGGCGGCUUGCAGGGGCUAUAUGGCAAGGAGAGCGCACCAGGAGAGAGGGAUGGCUCGGUUGAUGUCGCUGGUCGAGGGGUUCACCAUCAAGCGCCAAACCGAGGAAGCAUUGUACUGCAUGCAAACGAUGACGAGGAUUCAGACCCAGAUUUACUCGAGGAGGCUCAAGACGGAGGAGGACAAGAAGGCCCUCAAGAGCCAGGUCAAGGUUAAGCAGAGCCUGGACAUAAUAAAGAAGAUUGGUGACGGCUGGGACCAUAGCCUUCAGUCCAAGGAGCAGAUGGAAGCCGUGCUGAUGAUGAAGCAAGAAGCCGCUUCAAGGCGACAGCGGGCGUUGUCGUAUGCAUUUUCUUAUCAGUGGAGGAACAGGAAACCAUCUUCCGCGCGAGCUGCGCCUGCUCCGAUGUUCAUGGACCCGGGCAACCCGAACUGGGGCUGGAGCUGGACGGAGCGCUGGAUGGCGGCUGCGAGGCCGUGGGAGAACCAGACCGCGGCGCCGGCCGAUGGCCGCGCCGCGGCGAAAAGCGCCAGCCGAAUGCCUCGAGUGGCCGUCUCGAUUCAGAUACCCACGACAACGACGCCAGGGAGCAGGUCCUUCCGCCCACCGAACUGGCCGUCGCUCCCGUCCCCGUCGACGCCCCCGCCGCGGUCGCCGUCGCUCCCGGGGAGGACGGCAGUGCCGUCGAGCCCCAGGAGCAGCACGCUCCACGCUUCCAGCGGCCUGCAGCGCACCAAGAGCAUGCAGCCGGAUGGCCGGCCGCGGAGCAGCCAGGAGCUCUCGGUGAGCAGCCCGCGCCGCGCCGCGCCGUCGAGCCCGAGGGGCGGCGGAAGCGGCAGCCCGCUCCACGGUUCCAGCGGCAUGCAGCCCCAGCGCCGGCCGCGGAGCAGCCAGGAGCUCUCGCGCCGCCCGCGGAGCAGCCAGGAGCCCGGGGUGAUCAGCCCGCGCCCGGGCGCCAAGGUCACCCCGCUGCGGCGCACGACGAGCCUGCGGGCGGAGCUCCCGAGAAGGCUGAGCCUGGGAAGCGCCACCGGCACCGGCACCGCCGCCUCGCCCGCCGGAGACGACGCGGGGACCCCGGUGACCCCCAGCUACAUGCAGCAGACCAAGUCCGUGAAGGCCAAAGCCCGGUGCGCGAGCCCGUCGGCGUCGUCGGCCGCGGCGGACGUGUUCGACGACGCCCCGGGCAGCGGGCCAGCGCCUCUGCGGAUGCCGUCGCCGUCUUCAGCGAGGAAGCGCCUGUCCCUGGAGUUCGCGGACAAGCCGAGCGCCUCGUCGCCGAGCAAGGUGGGCGCGGAGAGGAUGAUGAGACGGCAAUCGCAGCCUCCGAGCCCCAGGAUGUCGUCGCUUCCUGAAGCGAUGUAGUAGAGGAGAGACGGGUGGAACAAACCAGACCAGGUGUGUG